Messenger RNA from Athalia rosae (coleseed sawfly), 2855 nucleotides. Its product is annotated as condensin complex subunit 2. Gene Ontology annotation, molecular function: chromatin binding. The transcript has 2 exons. Bases 373 to 2442 code for a protein of 689 amino acids. The record is from RefSeq and is a predicted model, not a curated record. Gene Ontology annotation, biological process: mitotic chromosome condensation. Lineage: Eukaryota; Metazoa; Arthropoda; Insecta; Hymenoptera; Athaliidae. Gene Ontology annotation, cellular component: condensin complex.
UGCUCAAUGUAUUUCUGAAGUUCAACACUAGGGAGCGAGGAAAGCGCUCAAAAGGGCCGUUAGCGUCGGAUUUCAAAUUGCAUGUCAGGAGUGAUCCGGAGUGCUGAACUGUACCUUCAUCAAACGCGUUGACAAGAACGAUUACGGUCCAGAACUCGGAUUUUUUCUUCUAAUUGAGAAGAUUAAUCAUCUCAAUUCGGAGCCUAGUUAGCUUGGGCGUCAAGCUUGGAUCUCGUAACUAGCUGGAUUUUCUGAUAUUAGGUAAAAACAUAUUCAGUGUUUGUAUACAAGUUGCAUAAAGUCUAAACAAAGCGUGUGAAUGUCUAAAUGCACCUGAGUACCCAACGAUUCACCUGUGCUUCGUAAACAAAUAUGGCACAUCGGAAGUCUAUAGGAAAUGUUAUAUUGCAAGAUGGAACUCCUUCAGCAAAUGUAUCAUCUCCGUUACGUCGUAGGACCCUGGCUGCUCAAGUACAAGUCGAUUUACCAAAAUCACCCACACAAAAUGAUGACGAGAAUGAAAUAAUAGCUAGGCGCAGGCCACCAGUGCCAGUCGAAACUCCUAAAACGUUGGACAACUCAGAAAGACGUGUUUCCCUUGGACUGGUCGGCGCCCUGUCCAUCAAUGAGAUAACGGAGCACUAUAAUAAAUGUAUCAAAUUAUGUGCAGAAAACAAAAUUACAACCAAGAAUGUUUUUGCUUUGUCUGUAAUCGAUUACAUAGGUGUUGUGACCAAACGAGACCAGAAUAGUAACAACAUGCAAACUGCAGGCACCACUAUGGACGUCAGUGCAAAAAUUUAUGGGCUCAGAGUAGAUUGUAUUCAUGGUGAUAUAUUUAAAAUGGCGGGAACUUCGGAAAACCAGAAUAAGCAUGAUGUGACAGAAAAUUCUGCUGGAAAUUCAGCAAACACAAGUUUGGUAGAGAAUCGAGAAGUUGGGGAGAAAAAAAAACGUCGCGCUAAGAAGAUUCUUGGGACAAUUGAGAGUUUGGCGGGCAAGCCGGAAACCUUAAAUUUAUCUUCAACAAACGAUAAUAGCGACCAACAGACCACGGAUACGCUCUUGCAAGUCACUUUUCCCAUUCAUGUGUUCAAUGGACAAAGUCUUCACCUAUAUGAAGAUGUUUUAUUAGAUUUCGCCCCACAAAAAACCAAGGAGAACAAACAGACUUGUGAAGACGUCAUUGUUCCAGCUGUUGAAAAUUUCGAUGAUCUUCAUAUUUGCAAGAUGUUCCAGGACUUUCAUAUGAUUGGUUGGUCUGAGGCUGAUAUACCUGAAUCGCCGGAUAUGGACACUACUCAAAACAAUGAAGAUUUCAGGUUUGAUAUGGAUGCAUCUGUCCCCACCCCUUGCCAGGACAGCAAUUUAGGGAUGAAUUAUUUUGAUCUGGAUGAAGCAAGCCAAGAAAAUAUUGAUAGAUGUGCAAGAAGGGGAGAGCCUGCUGAGCACAUUGUAGAUUUCAGUGGGUUAGUCAGAGCACCUGAAGAGGAGAAGACUUUGGAGUACUCAUAUGUGCAGAAAAAUGUAACGCUGCAUUGGGCAGGUCCUACUCACUGGAAGCCAAAAUUAUUUCCCAGAACACAAAGCAAAGGUGAAAAAACUGUAGAGAUUCCUCGCCAGAAAGCUGGAAGAAAGGCGGUGGAGCUAAUAUUGGAAUUCAAUGCCAACUAUAUCGAGGCAAUGCUAAAAAAUAUGACUCGUAAGAUUAAACAGCACUUGCAAAUGAAAACGGUCAUGCGUGCUUGGAACGAGGACAAAGUAACCCUCCCAGAAGAUUUGCACUAUGACGAUACAGCUCCCACUAAAUAUUACCACUGGUCUUUCAAAGACAAAUCUAUUCUGUGGCUGUCUAAACCAAAUGGAAAACGUGAUCAAAUGGAUCCUGGAACCGACAGGGAUGGAGAUGCAGCAGUGGUAGAAGAUGGCGUAAACUACGAUUAUAGUAACCAAAAUGAUACACUGGAUUAUUGUCCUCAUGAUAACGAUGCUGAGGGUUACAACGAAGACGAGCGAGCUGAAGAGCAGAAUCAAAAUCCAGAUGAUGUCUUUGCUACACAAGGAUUUAUUGGUGAUAAUCUGGUCGCUGCUCCAAAAUCUACUACUCAAAUUCACAUCCAAUAUUCUACACGGGCCAAGCAAAUUGACAUGAAACAGCUGAAGCGUUCGAUUUGGAAAUCAUUGACGGAUAAAAAUUCUAUUGUAAAGGAGGUAGAUGAGAAUCUUGGGCAGCGUGAAAGUGAUAUGGCUAAUUCAAAGAUGAAAGAAGUACGUUGUUUCAGCGACAUUUACAAGAAGCUUCCCAAUAUCUUAGCCAAGACUAAUGUUGAUGCAUUGACUCCUGCACUGGCCUUUGCAUCUUUACUGCACUUAGCAAAUGAGAAGACGCUAUGUCUUGUGCCCACGCCUGAUAUUUCAGAUUUAAAAAUAAUGCAAGGAUGAUUGUUGUCCAAAUAAACUGAUCGUACCUCUGCAUGGUUUAACGUGUACAUAUUUAGUAAUAAAUUAGAGUGUUGUUUGUUAAUACCAUGCAAAUAAUCUAAUCAUUUUUAUAUGGAAUCAGCAGUGUCAUCUAUAUUUUUAUUAUAUAAUGCUGGAUUGAUCUACUUGCAGAUCUGCUAAUAUUUGAAUCGUUUAUAUUGUAAUUUAGUUUAUAUUUCAUCAUCAUGAGACCUCUUGUGUGAAAUCCCAUGUGGUCUAGUGGCUAGGAUAGCUGGCUUUCACCCAGCAGGCCCGGGUUCGAUUCCCGGCAUGGGAAAUAUUUUGUUAUUUUUUACAGCUAAAAGUUAUUUCAAGAUUUGUUGAUAAACGCAGUGAGGAAAUAAUAAAAUAUCAAUUAUGAAUAAAAAGAUAAA